GCUGGGCAUCCCGUCCUCAGACCCGUUUCAGCAAGCGGUUCAGACCUGGCGGAUUACUAUGAAGUUGUAGGCGUGCAGAGACACGCCUCCCCCAGGGACAUCAAGAAGGCAUCCCGGAAACUGGCACUAAAGUGGCACCCAGAUAGAGAUCCUGAGACUAAAGAAGAAGCAGAGCGAAAAUUCAAACAUGUGGCUGAGGCAUCUGAGGUGUUAUCAGAUGCUAAAAAACGGGACAUCUAUGACAAAUAUGGCAAAGAAGGAUUAAAUAGUGGAGGAGGAGGCGGCAGUCACUUUGACAGUCCUUUGGGGUUUGGGUUCACCUUCUGGAACCCAGAUGAUGUCUCCAGGGAAUUUUUCGGAGGAAGGGACCCUUUCACCUUCUUCGAAGACCCAUUUGAAGACAUCUCUGUGAACGGAAGGGGUCCCCGAGGAAGCAGCAGCCUUGGUGGCUCUUCUUUCUCCGCCUUCAGUGGAUUUCCAUGCUUUGGAGGUGGAUUUUCUUCAUUUGAUGCAGGAUUUACUUCAUUUGGGUCCCUGGGUCAUGGGGGCCUCACUUCAAUUUCAUCCACAUCAUUUGGAGACAGUGGAAUGGGUAACUUCAAAUCUGUGUCAACGUCUACUAAAAUCGUUAACGGUAGAAAAAUCACCACAAAGAAAACUGUGGAGAACGGUCAGGAAGGAGUAGAAGUUGAAGAAGACGGACAGUUAAAGUCCUUAAGGAUAAAUGGUGUUACUUCUGCCCUCGGAUGAGUUCCUGGACACCUCCACCUCCUUCUCUGCCCC
This is a messenger RNA of Chinchilla lanigera (long-tailed chinchilla), 783 nucleotides long. RefSeq names its product dnaJ homolog subfamily B member 6-like. The record is from RefSeq and is a predicted model, not a curated record. Gene Ontology annotation, biological process: positive regulation of proteasomal ubiquitin-dependent protein catabolic process; protein refolding. Gene Ontology annotation, cellular component: endoplasmic reticulum membrane; cytosol. NCBI's taxonomy places the organism in Eukaryota, Metazoa, Chordata, Mammalia, Rodentia, Chinchillidae. Gene Ontology annotation, molecular function: Hsp70 protein binding; ATPase activator activity.